Paraphaeosphaeria sporulosa is the source of this 860-nucleotide messenger RNA. RefSeq lists its product as uncharacterized. The transcript has a single exon. Bases 1 to 720 code for a protein of 239 amino acids. Lineage: Eukaryota; Fungi; Ascomycota; Dothideomycetes; Pleosporales; Didymosphaeriaceae. The record is from RefSeq and is a predicted model, not a curated record.
AUGUCUGACCCAAACACCAACCCCUUCAUCGCACUCCACCAGACCCUGUCCCAGCCCCUCUCAGACUAUGACUCAGUCAAUCCAACAUCCCCCACCCUCUACUCCAUACCCUUGAAACCUACCUCGCAAAGCCCCUCCGCAGCGACCUUAAGCAGCCCACAUCCAUCCGCACAGCAAACAGAAAACGCCGCCCCGUCACAAAUCCCGAACAAAGAAUCUCUACCCGGCCACACCCCGCGCGACGCCCCUCAAUCCUCGAGGCCGCCAUCGACAGAUGAUAUCUACACCUUACUACUGAAAAUGGGGCAAGUGCAGGAUACUAUGCGCACCAGCAUCGCGAACCUAGAAGCCGUCAUCGCGCGCGCCCUGCACGACACCACCUCACCACCGCAGGAUCAGAACAACGAGACGGACGCCGCCAACACGCGCAACACCAGGCCCGCGGUGCCUGAGGACGCCACCAAAUCUCACUUACAUGCUGGUAUAACGCGCGCACGUGUCGCUUCCCCUCCCCCACCUCGACAGACCGUCUACACACGCGGUUCGCAUGCGCCUGAUAAGAUGACACGCUUGGAAGCCGCUCCUGCGCAACUGGAGCGGGAGAAUGCAGCGCUGAGGGAGGAGGUAGAGGGUUUGAAGAGGGCGAAUAGGAGGCUUAGGACGGAGUGGAGGAGGAAUGCCAUGUUGCAGGGUUUGAGGUGGAUUGGGCAGGAUUUUUAAUCGUUGCAGAGGUGGGUAGAAGGAGCGGUGCUGGGGUGGGUUUAUGUGAGAAGGGUGAGAUGGUGAUAUGUGCGGCAUUUCGAAGUCGACGAGCCGACUGAUGCUGCUAGAAGUGUCUGGGUAGGGUGGGGGUCUGGGUC